GUCUACUGUAAUUCACAUUCUGAGAAUUCAGCGCAUCUACACUAGAUACGGCUUAAAUGAUUAUUUCAUUUUAGUCACAAUUUAAAUUUGGUCUUUCUGGCACAGUUUGAGAAGACGCAUUUUACCGCUUACGGCUACAUCUUGCAAAGGGAAGGAGCCAUCGAGACUGUCGUUUGUCGACUCUGUUAAACAGGACAGUAAGUUACGGCUUUGUGGAGUCAUCUUCCGGUCGGUUUUCAGUUUGUGCCGUUCCCGUGGAUGCGGCCGUUUGACAGUCUUCGGCACAUCGAUAUCUUGUUUCACCCACGUCGUCGCCGAGUGGAAGGGCAGGACUGGAUCGUCCUGGGAGAAUCGGAUCCAGAUGCAGAAACUGGAUUCGCAUCAGCAUUUUCCUGAUUCCGCUUGUUCGCCUCUUCCUCCUCUUGAUCAACAGAUUGAGGACGAGGCCGUCGAUGCGGCUGAUCUAACAGAUGACAACAACGACAACAGCCUCAUACGCAUACGACACUUGAUGUCCAAUUAUAGCGCCAUCGUACAGCCGCCGGCAUCGUCGUCGUCGUUGUCGAACAGCAGCAGUAGCGAGGCAAUGCGGCCUCAUCAUCAGUCGCGGGUUCACCAGGUUGCCGAUGAGAAUUCCGUUGGCGUGCCGGAUGAACUGGAAGUGAAGGAGAGCCGUGUGGCACCCGGCCGAACCGGCAUCUGGACCAGGUGUGACGUCCCAGCGGGAAGCAUGUUUGGACCGUUGAUGGGCAGUCUGCUGCCCGGCGCAGGACUGGACGGAGCAGCGGAUGCCAGUGGAACGAAAAACUGGACGGUGGUGGAUUCAGCUGGAAGUUCGGUUGGACGAUUUCUCACACAACAUCCGCACUGGAUGAACGAUAUUCAAGCCUGCUCUGCACCGAACGCUAUGGCCACUCUCCAAGGAUUUCAACAGAUCUAUGUAAAGACACUCCGUGACAUUACCGGACACGAUGAGCUGACGCUUGAUGCGGCGCGGAAGAACAGCGUGCAGAUCUCGGCAUCCAAGCCCGUCUCGGGGUUUCUUUGGGAUCAGAAUGUAGCCUUUAACGGCAAUUCAUUUGGAAACGAACGGAAAGGUGACGAAGAGCGUAAUCUACUGAGAUGCCAGAAGUGCUUAGCCAGGUUCCAGAAUAAAGGAUCAUGGUAUCGGCACAUCACAUCUGAGUGUUCAUCCGUUGCUGGAACUGACCAGGAACCGGUCAGUUCACCUGCUGAAUCAAAAAGGGGAUUUUCCGAGGAUCCUCAUUCACAUCACAGCACAUCGGAAUCCGGUGUGGUCAGCAGCGGGGGCGGUGGUGAUCCUUGUGCGGAGCGGCGCCACCAGUGUGAGCAGUGCGAGCGCUACUUCACCGAUCCCAGCAAUCUUCAGCGCCACAUCCGCACCCACCACGAAGGCGCCCGCACCCACGCGUGUGCCGAGUGCGGCAAGACAUUCGCCACGUCCAGCGGCCUCAAACAACACACGCACAUCCACUCCAGUAUCAAGCCCUUCCGCUGCGAAGUCUGCCAUAAAGCCUAUACACAGUUCUCCAAUCUCUGCCGGCACAAGCGAAUGCAUGCCAACUGCCGCACACAACGAACACUAAAGAAACACUUCACCGGUGCGUUUCCGGGCAAAGGACCCCACCCCUAUUUACUGUCGCCGACCGGCACGGCCCGCCCCUUUCCUCCCUUCCCCAACUCCUUUCUCCCCAAUUUCCCCGGUUUCCUGCAGCCCUUCCCCAGCCUCCCAUUCCCACCCGGCAUGCUCCCGCACAGCCACACCGACAAGAAUCAAAACACCUCCCCUGACCCGGGUGCCCGUCAUCCGCACCACCAUGCCGUGCACAGCGAAUCCGAAGGCGAUGAGUUUGACCACUCGGACGACGAGACCGAGCACCCGUACAAUCUGACCCCGGGCAGUCACCACCACGACGACAGCAUGGCCUACGAUCUGUCGCCGCGGCGCGCCAGCUCUUCCCUGUCGGAUGAGCAUUCUCGCAAGGAGGAGAACGAGAAACCGCUGGAUUUAUCCGUGCCGACCCGCCCCCCACCGGCCACCAUCUUCACCCGUGUCACCAGCCCGAGUUCGGCCCGCAAGACGCACAUCUUCGGUGAGCCGAACCAGGAGGAGAUGGGCAUCUUCCCGUAUCCCUUUGGGCCGGGUGGGCGGAGCUUCCUCGGGGGUAUCCCGGCCAACGUGCACGAAGAGAUGCAAAAGUAUCUUGCCAUGACGCCGCGCUAUCCCUUCUUCAACCCUUUUCUGGCCAACACCCAGCACCCGCCCUUUGAUCUCUUCACGCCACGCACCCACGCCCCGCCCGCCGCACCGGCUGCCCCACCGCCGGCCCCACCGGCCGUCCAGGUGCCGACACCGGUGUCCUCGUCGGUGUACAGCGUCGGAGCCAGUCCGACGAAAUCCAAAGAGCGCUACACGUGUAAAUUCUGCUUCAAGAUCUUCCCACGCUCCGCUAAUCUGACCCGGCAUCUGCGCACCCAUACCGGCGAGCAGCCAUACAAGUGCAACGUCUGCGGGCGGUCAUUCAGUAUCUCCUCCAAUCUGCAGCGGCAUGUCCGCAAUAUCCACCACAAGGAAAAGCCCUUCAAGUGUCCGCUGUGCGAGAGGUGUUUCGGUCAGCAGACCAAUCUCGACCGGCAUCUGAAGAAGCACGAAGCCGAGGAGGGAUUGUUGACCAGUAAGCCGGCGCGCAACGGGGAUAUGGGGGUCAGUAUGGCGCCGGUGCGGUCGGGAACGCCGUAUUCCUCGGAGGAGGAGGAGAUGGAGGAGGAGGAAGACGAAGAGGAGUGUGUCAGUGAGAGCUCCGGCCAGCGGAAGGCCGCCGAGGAGGAGGCGGUGCCGGUGACGCCGGUAAAGGUCAACGGCACGGCGCUGCAUCCCAAGAUGAUGCUGAAGAUUAACCGAUGAAUUCAUGACAAUUUCUUCUAGUUUAUUAGUAUGGUCUGACCGGCCCCACACAUGUAGACGGUGUUUGUGCAUUUUUUGUAGAUGGUUUUUUUCUCAGCUGAUUGGAUACGGUGUAUUAAGCGCGCUUCUAGUGGAUAACGCUAAUUUUUCUUUGGUUUUCAAUUAAUUUUUACAUUUGCGCUUUUUAGUUGUUUUUAGUUUGAAUUCGGUGCUGAAUAAUUAAUUGACGGCUGCAUUGUACCUGUGUUGAACAAACUGGGAAUGAAUGAAA
Paramacrobiotus metropolitanus is the source of this 3197-nucleotide messenger RNA. RefSeq names its product histone-lysine N-methyltransferase PRDM16-like. Gene Ontology annotation, molecular function: DNA-binding transcription activator activity, RNA polymerase II-specific; RNA polymerase II cis-regulatory region sequence-specific DNA binding; protein binding. The transcript has 7 exons. Gene Ontology annotation, biological process: regulation of transcription by RNA polymerase II. The coding region runs from base 362 to 2926 and encodes 854 amino acids. The record is from RefSeq and is a predicted model, not a curated record. Gene Ontology annotation, cellular component: nucleus. Lineage: Eukaryota; Metazoa; Tardigrada; Eutardigrada; Parachela; Macrobiotidae.